AUGACGGCGAACACAUCUUCUGGUGCAUCUUCAUCAAGUGGAAGCCCUAAUGAAGGAUCACGAAGGAUAUUCAAUAUAUCGAAUAGCAAACUGAUGGCUACCCCUAUGGAGGUUGGAGCUAAAUUAAGCAAGAACGUAAAUGGAGAAAAGGUGGAUCCCACACCAUUCAAAAUUCUUGUUGGUUGUAUAAGAUAUUUGACAUGUACUCGAUCGGAUAUUCUUUUUAGUGUGAGAAUUAUUAGUCGAUUUAAAGAGGUGCCCAUGAUGGAGCACAUGAAGGCGACAAAGAGAAUUUUGAGAUAUUUCAAAGGUACUAUAUAUUUUGGACUGCUUUAUUCAUCGUCUAAGGAAUUUCAACUUGUUGGAUAUUCCGAUAGUGAUUUUGCCAAAGAUAUAGAUGAUCGGAAGAGCACAACUGGAUUUGUGUUUUUUAUGGGGUGUAAUGCAAUUUCGUGGAGUUCGAAGAAACAAGCGAUAAUCUCGUUACCAUCUUGUGAAACUGAAUAUGUCGCAAUGACAUCAUGCAUUUGUCACAAAAUUUGGCUUAGAAGAAUGUUGAAGAAGAUAAGUUUGUCAAAGAAUAAAGCGACCACAAUUUUUGUUGACAACAAGUCUGCUCAAGCUCUAACAAAGAAUCAUGUUUUUCAUGAUCGAAGUAAACACAUCGAUACGCACUAUCACUUCAUCUGA
Impatiens glandulifera is the source of this 690-nucleotide messenger RNA. Its product is annotated as secreted RxLR effector protein 161-like. The transcript is spliced from 2 exons. Lineage: Eukaryota; Viridiplantae; Streptophyta; Magnoliopsida; Ericales; Balsaminaceae. Bases 1 to 690 code for a protein of 229 amino acids. The record is from RefSeq and is a predicted model, not a curated record.